Messenger RNA from Serendipita indica DSM 11827, 660 nucleotides. The record is from the annotation of a GenBank genome assembly. Lineage: Eukaryota; Fungi; Basidiomycota; Agaricomycetes; Sebacinales; Serendipitaceae.
AUGACCAAAUCUCCAAAGAUCGCCGUCAUCUACUAUUCGAUGUAUGGCCAUAUCAAGCAGAUGGCCCACGCCGCCGUCGAAGGCAUCAAGGAACAAGGCGGAACACCAACCUUGCUCCAAUUCGCCGAGACGCUCCCCGGAGAAGUUCUCGCAAAAAUGCACGCACCCGCCAAGGACGAGAAUGUCCCAGUCGUCAAACCAGCUGAUCUUACGGAAUACGAUGCCUUUGUAUUCGCUUUCCCAACGCGUUACGGCCGCGCCGUCGCUCAAGUCUCUGCCCUCUUCGACGCGACCGGUCAGCUCUGGGCCACGCAGGCUCUCAACGGUAAAAUGGCUACCAUUAUCGUCAGUACCGCAACGCAGCAUGGAGGUCAAGAAACGACAGUCUUGACGACCAUUCCGUACUUGGCUCAUCAAGGCAUGUCAAUGUUCAACAAACAACCUUCUUCCCUAACCUCCCCACCAGGUAUCAUCUACGUCCCGGUCGGCUACAAGAACCAAGACAUUAUGAACAUGACUGAAAUUCUCGGUGGAUCCCCCUACGGCGCCGCCACUUUGGCUGCAGGAGACGGAUCCCGUCAACCCAGCGAGCUUGAGAUCAAGGGUGCCAAGUUCCAUGGAAUGCAUUUCUCCGAAAUCGUUUCCAAGUACAUCAGCUAG